Eimeria mitis is the source of this 1959-nucleotide messenger RNA. RefSeq lists its product as uncharacterized. The coding region runs from base 1 to 1959 and encodes 652 amino acids. Lineage: Eukaryota; Apicomplexa; Conoidasida; Eucoccidiorida; Eimeriidae. Gene Ontology annotation, cellular component: nucleus. The record is from RefSeq and is a predicted model, not a curated record. The transcript is spliced from 3 exons.
AUGUCUGCCGUCCCCCCCCCUCCUCCCCCCUACAGCAGCAGCAGCACUCACCACCACCAUCACCAUCAGCAGCGACAGCAGAGACAGUAUCAGCAGCAGCAUCAGCAGCAGCAGCAGCAGCAGCAGCAGCAGCAGCAGCUGAAUGGGGAUAUUCCCCCCACCAGGCAAGGCCCCGGUGGCCGCAAGCCUGCUGCUGCUGCUGCUGCUGCUUCUGCUUCUCUCACUUUCUCUGAGCUGCAGAACCACCGGCUUGUUAAGCUUGCGCGGCGCACCUGGCUGCAGCAGCAGCAGCAGCAGCAGCAGCAGAUCAUCCAUGUAGACGCAGGUCCUUACUUUGCUGCUGCUGCAGCAGACAAACAAAAAGCAGCAGCAGCAGCAAAGACAAAAGCCAGAGAUGCCCAAAGAGUGCUUGAGGCUCUCAAAGAGAAACCGAAGCAGCAGCAGCAGCAGAAGGAGCUGCAGCGGCAGCAGCAGGUCGUGGCAGCAGCUGAGAAGCGCGCUGCUGCUGCUGCUGCUGCUGCAGAUGCAGCAGCAGCAGCAAAACGGGCCUGGGACUCUAGAGAGGAGGCGAGACGCUCCCAAGGCACCAGCACCAGCACCAGCAGCAGCAGCAGCAGCAGCAGCAGCAGCAGCAGCAGCAGAAGCAAAACAGCAGCACUGAUAGCUGAUGUGUACAGACAGCUCAGGAGAAGCAGCUUCGGGGGGGGGGCGCUGCAGGCCCUAGAAUAUACACACUACCUAGAGACGUUGCUGUGGCCCUCGUUCAGCAGCAGACCUGCUGCUGCUGCUGCUGCAGCAGCAGCAAAGGAAGACACAGCAGCAGCAGCAGCAGCAGGAACUACACAGCCUGCACAUCUUCUUAGUAUCUGCGCGCUGCUGCUCAGCUCAGGAGCAAGAGGAGGAGAAAUGCUGCUGCCGCUGCAGCGGCAGCCACGGCAGCUGCGAAAGCUGCUGCAGCUUGAGAGCCCAACACACCCCACGCAGCAACAGCAGCAGCAGCAGCAGCAGCAGCAGCAGCAGCAGCAGCAGCAAGAGCAGCAGGACGAUGAUCUGCCUACUGAGUUUCUUGAUGCUAAGGUGAAGGUCCUCUUCUACAGGCUGGCGAUGCUCCUAGCCACCGCAAAGCUCCCAGACAAGCAGCAGCAGCAGCAGCAGCAGCAGCAGCAGCAGCAACAGCAGCAGCAGCAGCAAGAGGAGGAGGGAGAGGGCGACACGGAAAACGUGGAGAGUGCUCUCGUGUCCAACAGCAACAGCAACAGCAACAGCAGCAACAGCAACAGCAACAGCAGCAGCAGCAGCAGCAGCAGCAGCAGCAAGAAGGUAUAUGUAAGCGAUGGUUGUGAGGACCCACCACUGGGCGACUGCGUGGUGCUGCUGGCAGCAGAAGAGCAGCAGCUGCUGCUGACGUUUUUUGUUAGAGCCUUUCAGGGGCUCGAGAACGGCCUGCUGCGGCGGCUGUGUCUUGCUGUUUGUGGCCCCUGCUGCUUCGCGCGGCUGCCGCAAUCCGCGCUGCUGCUGCUGCUGCAGCGGAGUGCUGCUGCUGCGCUGCUGUGGAAACGCGCGCAGAAGCGGCUGCUCCCGUUGCAGCAAGCAGCAGCAAAUCCUGCUGCUGCUGCUGCUGCUGCGGCGGCAGCCGGUAGUGCUAAUAAAGAUGAUCCUCAUGCUGCUGCUGCUGCUGCUGCUGCUGCUGCUGCUGUUGCUGCUGCAGUGCAGCCAGAGCAGCGGGAGCACCUGCAGCAAAUAAUGCUCGACAGAGACUUCAUGUUCGUCCUUAUACGCAAAUUCGUUGUACUUGCAGAGGAUGAGUGCGGCUCUUACGGGCGUGAUGAGGUUCCGCUGUCUUUGGUGCUGCUGCUGGAGCGCAUGCUGGAGCUGUUUGUUGACUUGCUGGCGCAGCUGCCUACUCGUCGUUGUGAAGAGAAAAAAAGAGAGAAAGAGAGAAACAAAAUAAAAUAUUAA